Rana temporaria (common frog) is the source of this 499-nucleotide messenger RNA. Its product is annotated as histone H2A type 1. Gene Ontology annotation, cellular component: nucleosome. Gene Ontology annotation, molecular function: DNA binding; structural constituent of chromatin; protein heterodimerization activity. Bases 45 to 437 code for a protein of 130 amino acids. The record is from RefSeq and is a predicted model, not a curated record. Lineage: Eukaryota; Metazoa; Chordata; Amphibia; Anura; Ranidae. The transcript has a single exon.
GUGGUGUGAUAUUCUCCAUUGAAUAACCCAAUCAUCCACUUACAAUGUCAGGACGCGGCAAACAAGGAGGCAAGGUUCGGGCUAAGGCCAAGACACGCUCAUCCCGGGCUGGUCUGCAGUUCCCAGUCGGUCGUGUUCACCGUCUGCUCAGGAAGGGUAACUAUGCCGAGCGGGUCGGCGCCGGAGCUCCAGUGUAUCUCGCCGCCGUCCUCGAGUAUCUGACGGCUGAGAUCCUCGAGCUGGCCGGCAACGCCGCCCGCGACAACAAGAAGACCCGCAUCAUCCCCCGACACCUCCAGCUGGCUGUCCGCAACGACGAGGAGCUCAACAAGCUGCUGGGCGGCGUCACCAUCGCCCAGGGAGGAGUGCUGCCCAACAUCCAGGCCGUGCUGCUGCCCAAGAAGACCGAGAGCCACAAGGCCACCAAAUCCAAGUAAUCCCGAUCACUUCAUUCCCCUCCAUUACCCAACACAACAAAGGCUCUUCUCAGAGCCACCCA